This is a messenger RNA of Dipodomys spectabilis (banner-tailed kangaroo rat), 972 nucleotides long. It is a transcript of the gene Fam170a, whose product is annotated as family with sequence similarity 170 member A. Gene Ontology annotation, biological process: fertilization. Lineage: Eukaryota; Metazoa; Chordata; Mammalia; Rodentia; Heteromyidae. Gene Ontology annotation, cellular component: nucleus. The transcript has 3 exons. The coding region runs from base 1 to 972 and encodes 323 amino acids. The record is from RefSeq and is a predicted model, not a curated record.
AUGAAACGAAGACAAAAGAGAAAACACCUGGAGAGUGAGGAGCCCCAGGAAGAUGAAGAGCUGGGAGGAGGAAUUUCAAAGAUACAAGAGGAUGGCCCUCAGCCUGGACCCACUGCAAUGGCCACAGUCUGGAGCCCAGGGGUAGGGGAGGUCUCCUCUGCCUCUGAAUACUUCUCCUGUGUUUCUCCUCCAUGCAAGCUCGGCCAUGGUAGAUGCCAGAGAGUACAACAAGGAAGUCCCCAGGUCAGAUCACCUGCAGCCCAGGCUCAGGAGCCAGGAGAGACUCCUGCCCCUUCACAGCAGGUCUCCUCAUCCCAUUCAUCCUAUCAGACCUGUGUGUCUUCCCUGCCUUUAAACACAGAUGAAAAGGGCAUGAAAAUAUACUACAUGCAGGUACAAAUGAUAAAAGGUGUGGCUGUCUCCUGGGAGAGGGAAGAAACCUCCGAGAUCCUAGAAAAGCAGCCACGGAUGGAGGAAGCAGUGCUUCUGGGGAGCGUGCGGGUGGGCACGCCACCCUCCGACGUGUCAACCAGGAACCUCCUGUCUGACAGUGAGCCUGGCGGGGAGGAGAAAGAAUACGAGGAGAAAGUAGAGUCAGACAGCACACCAGGGUCACCCGCAGUGGAGGAGAGGCCCCGGGCCAAGACGCCUGACUGGCUGGUGACAACGGAGAACGGCUUUAGGUGCAUGGCCUGCUGCCGGGUUUUUGCUACCAUGGAGAUCCUUCGAGAACAUGUACAAUAUGGAAUCAGGGAGGGCUUCAGCUGCCACGUCUUCCACCUCACCAUGGCUCACCUGAUAGAAAAUGUGGAAUCAGAGAGCACCCAAGAGGAAGAAGAGGAGGAGGAGGAGGAGGAGAGACCAGAAGAGGAGAAUGAGGAGCAGCAGCCCACAGAGGAAGACCUUGGACUGAAGAGAUCAUGGAGCCAAUGCCCAGGAUGUGUGUUUCACUCUGCAAAGGACAGGAAGUGA